Messenger RNA from Trichechus manatus latirostris (Florida manatee), 1839 nucleotides. RefSeq names its product palmitoyl-protein thioesterase 1 (gene PPT1). Gene Ontology annotation, molecular function: palmitoyl-(protein) hydrolase activity. The coding region runs from base 20 to 940 and encodes 306 amino acids. The transcript has 9 exons. Gene Ontology annotation, biological process: nervous system development; receptor-mediated endocytosis; protein depalmitoylation. The record is from RefSeq and is a predicted model, not a curated record. Lineage: Eukaryota; Metazoa; Chordata; Mammalia; Sirenia; Trichechidae. Gene Ontology annotation, cellular component: lysosome.
CUCAUGUGACGGAGUCAAGAUGGCUUCGCCUAUCUCCUUGUGGUUGUUGGCUGUCGUUCUCCUGCUUGGGUCCUACGCUUCCCGGGCUCUGGGGCAUCUCGACCCGCCGACGCCGCUGCCGCUGGUGAUCUGGCAUGGGAUGGGAGACAGCUGUUGUAAUCCCUUAAGCAUGGGUGCUAUUAAAAAAAUGGUUGAGAAGAAAAUACCUGGAAUUUAUGUCUUAUCUUUGGAGAUUGGGAAGACUCUAACAGAGGAUGUGGAGAACAGCUUCUUCUUGAAUGUCAAUUCCCAAGUAUCGACAGUUUGUCAGACUCUCGCUAAGGAUCCUAAGUUGCAGCGAGGCUACAAUGCUAUGGGAUUCUCCCAGGGAGGCCAAUUUCUGAGGGCAGUGGCCCAGAGAUGCCCAUCACCUCCCAUGAUCAGUCUCAUCUCUGUUGGGGGACAACAGCAAGGUAUUUUUGGACUCCCUCGAUGCCCAGGAGAGACCUCUCACAUCUGUGACUUGAUCAGGAAAACAUUGAAUGUUGGGGCUUAUUCCAAAGCCAUUCAAGAACGCCUGGUGCAAGCAGAAUACUGGCAUGACCCCAUAAAGGAGGACACGUACCGCAACCACAGCAUCUUCUUGGCGGAUAUAAAUCAGGAGAGGGGUGUCAAUGAGUCCUACAAGAAAAACCUGAUGGCCUUAAAGAAGUUUGUGAUGGUGAAAUUCCUCAAUGAUUCCAUUGUGGACCCUGUGGAUUCUGAGUGGUUUGGAUUUUACAGAAGUGGCCAAGCCAAGGAAACCAUCCCCUUACAGAAGACCACUUUGUACAUACAGGACCGCUUGGGGCUAAAGGAAAUGGACAAUGCAGGGAAGCUUGUCUUCCUGGCUAUAGAAGGAGACCAUCUUCAACUGUCUGAAGAAUGGCUUGAUGCUCACAUCAUCCCCUUCCUUAAGUGAAACUCCUGCCGUCUGCACCAGAGCUCAGGGAGCCCCUUCACUUCCAAACCUGUGGGAGACAGUUCCUUUCAUGCCCAAACCUGAGCUCUUAUCUAGCUUGCAACUAAUCCUUCUCCCGUCAUCAGCUUAACAUGCCCUCCUUGGAAAGAUCUGAAUCUUAUCCUUUGCUUAUCCUAUCACCAUACGGUGUUGAAUGCAAAUUUAAUUAGCUAAUAACCAUGGAGACAACUUUACAACCCUUUCGUGUGGUCAAGCUCAGUCUUAGGAAAGGGAGUCUGCUGCAGGUCAGUGCCAGGCCCAGAGGAGACUGAACUAAAGCAAUGAAAUAGAUCCUAAAGGCAGACACCUUUUCUGGGGGAUUCAGAAGUCUGAUCACAUUUCAAGCCAAGAGAAAAGGCGAGUACCCGGGCCUGAGUCCUGUAAAUGCUCAGUUUUGCUGGUGGAGAUUUAACGUGUGCUUGGGAAAGUAUUGCUUAGAUAAUAUGUCGCCUUCUGUGGUGUCCUAGCAAUUACUAGACAAAUUCCACUUGCCCCCAUCUUGCCUCUGUAGCACUCACUUUGUCUCAGGUAGUGAUGAAUUAGUCACUCUGACACAAAAGGAGGGGAGUAGCACUCAGUUGGGUUGCUUAAGGGAGGGAACGUACAUCUUGUAGCUGGGGCGGUAGUAGGAGUGGAAGUGAAAAAAAUGAGGAGAUAGUGAUUCUUUACAUUCCAUCCUUGACUAAACCUCUCCCUGGUUUCUUUGUAGGACUAGUGGUCUGGAUUCUAGUCACUGCUGCUGGCUUUAGCAGAGAAUGGGUGGGAAAAUGUGAAGAGAUAGGCUUUCUAACUUCCAUCCCCAAAUAUCAUACAUACUUACCAGCAUACUGUUUGUAAUGUGCUCUGUGAAAAAAAAAAAA